AACGGGCGAAGGGAGGAACCAAGUGCACGGGUUGUGUUGCACCGCCGGACGGAUUGGAGAGUCGGACAGGAAGCGGAGGUUGUCGUGGAGGCGCGUCCCCAUUGUUAGUUUCAUGAUUUAAAAAUGGCAGAGACAGAAGUCAACACAGUGUUUCUGCAGCAACUGAUGGAGUUGGGUAUUUCUGAAGAUAAAGCCAAGGAGGCUCUGGUUAAAACUGGAAAUCAAUCCAGUGAUUGUGCUGCUAUGUUUUACUUCAGUGAGCUUGAAAUGUUUCCUGGGCUUGAAGCUAAUGAGUCCUUGAAUGAUGAGUACAAGAUGGUACUUGUUGUGAACAUGGAAUUGACCAUGGGAAUCGGAAAGGUUGCAGCACAGGUGGCGCACGCUGCUUUGGGCUUGUAUCAGAUGAUGAUGGAGGAAUCAGACAAAUGGCAGACGACGCUGAGAAUAUGGGACGACGAUGGAGGCAAGAAGAUUGUAUUGAAGGGAAUGAACACUGGGCAUCUCCUGGAGUUACAAGAUCUGGCAUGUCGACAGAAGCUACCAAAUUACUUGGUACAAGAUGCAGGAAGGACACAGAUUGCAGCUGGAUCCCGCACAGUCUUGGCAAUCAUGGGCGAGGAGAAGUUGGUCAAUCAGAUAACAGGGAGUCUCCCAUUGUUGUGACAUUAACAACUAACACUGGCUUCUACAGAAAUGGUGACUGGAGGAAUAAAGAAAAAGACAUUGAAUGAUAAUAGCUGGAAACCCUGCAUGAUGAACAGAUACAUUCUUGCUGCCAUAUAAUUUGAAUCUUAAAUUUUAAGUAUUAUUGCUGUUGUGCUGAUGUUUGAAGGUUAGUAUUCGUCCUUCCAAACAAAAUAUCACCUUUUGGUUCAACGGUAUUAUGUUUGAAAUACUGUCAAUUUUCAAAAUCAUUUGGACUGAAUGCUACAUAGGACAAAGGACAUUUGUGAAGGAAAAGAAACUGAUAUUCGGCAAGCAGCUGGAGUUGUCUUUCAUUGAUGCGGGCAAUAAUAGCAGAUUAAUGGUUAAGCUUCCGGAUAGAUGGUGAUCAGUAAUCCUGAUCUUUUCAUGCUGAAUCAGAAUGUUUCUGCUUAAUGGUUCAGGAUGUACGAAAUUAUGAAUAACAAAAUAAUUCAAAUGAAUGUGAAGGAAAUGUGCCGCCUGCAAAAUUUGGGCAUUGAACAAGCAUUUAUUGAAUGGUCAUGUACUAACUAUGGUCCAGUUAUACCACAACUUAGCUGGUACCUGUGAUAUUCUAGUUAAGUGUUUUUUUAUAAAUUAUUCUGGUCCUGCUAUGAGAUUUCCAGCUGUCAGUGAGGUUGGUCAAUCUCAGUGCACCAGGAAUCAUUACCAUGUUAAGUGUGUUUUGGAUUUUGUCAUUUAAAAUGUAUUAAUUAUUUCAAAUUAAAGUUUUUAAGUUA
Messenger RNA from Leucoraja erinaceus (little skate), 1424 nucleotides. RefSeq names its product UBA_like_SF and PTH2 domain-containing protein. The record is from RefSeq and is a predicted model, not a curated record. Gene Ontology annotation, molecular function: protein binding; peptidyl-tRNA hydrolase activity. NCBI's taxonomy places the organism in Eukaryota, Metazoa, Chordata, Chondrichthyes, Rajiformes, Rajidae. The coding region runs from base 124 to 663 and encodes 179 amino acids. The transcript is spliced from 7 exons. Gene Ontology annotation, cellular component: mitochondrion; cytosol.